This is a messenger RNA of Cladocopium goreaui, 465 nucleotides long. Lineage: Eukaryota; Dinophyceae; Suessiales; Symbiodiniaceae. The record is from the annotation of a GenBank genome assembly.
AUGAUGGUGAGCUUGAGUUUUUGGGUGGUCGUCAAGGAGACUGGGAAGAGGACUGAGGAGUCAUCGUAUGAGCACCAACGCAGCAAGAGACAGAAGGUGGAUGACGACUCAGAUCCAACUUCUGAUCUUGGCACCAACUUUGCCGGACUUGACGCUGCAACCAAGCGCCAGACCGACAAGGACAAGGGCAACUUUGACCAGCCAGGUAUGACCAAAUACAUGCAGGACCGGUGGACUACGAAAGAAGCCUUGAAGAGAGUGCUCAGCAGCAUGAUCAGUAAGAGUGGAAAGCUUCGAUCACUCGCCCGAGAGCUCAAGAAAAACUAUGCUGAAAGUGCGACUGCUGAGUGCUUGAAGAACCUCGAGCUUCAGAUCAAAAACGUUGAUUCGCAAUAUGACUUGUGCAAUGAAGCUUGGGCAAAGGGCGAAGUGGAAGACUUCCAAGGGGAAGAGUUUCUUGAAUGA